This is a messenger RNA of Plodia interpunctella (Indianmeal moth), 3103 nucleotides long. Its product is annotated as cation-dependent mannose-6-phosphate receptor-like. The transcript has 5 exons. The record is from RefSeq and is a predicted model, not a curated record. NCBI's taxonomy places the organism in Eukaryota, Metazoa, Arthropoda, Insecta, Lepidoptera, Pyralidae. Bases 83 to 904 code for a protein of 273 amino acids. Gene Ontology annotation, cellular component: trans-Golgi network.
CACAGGUGACACUGAUUGAUACAAAGCAACAAGAGUACAAGAGUGAUACGCAUGUUAUCAUAAAUCUUUACUUUGUUCGAAAAUGAUUGAAUUUAGGAGUUUAUUUUGGUGUUCGUUUUUCUAUUUAUCAUUAAUAAUUUCAUCAAAUGUAGCAGAAGAUGUUUCCUGUGUGCAGAAAAGUUCGUGUGUCUGUGUUUUUCCAAAUGGCACCGGUAUAGAUUUAACACCAACAGUGACGACUUCAUUUUACAAAGUUGUGUUUAACAAAUUAGAAAUGAAAGAUACGCAGACAAAGCUUUACACGUACUAUUAUCAUCCUUGCUAUGAUGUGAAGCCAACUUUCAACGCUACUGAUACUUGUAACAAACCUCUGACUUUGGCUAGACAGACAUCUACAUUCACAUUUGUAUCAAAAAAUAUGUACAAUCUAAGCGCCCCUUUUUGUGAGUACUAUGGAUCAUCUAAUAAAAGCUCCUUCUCCAAGGAUGGACUUUCACUGGUCUAUGACAACAACCCAUCCGACAACGUCGUGAUGUUGAUGUGCUCGGAGAAAGGAAAAGACAAUCUAGCUGUCUACUCCACAGAAGAGCCGGAUAACAUUGUUCUUGCCUUUUACUCGAGACACGCCUGUUUGAAGACUCUGGAAGAACCCGGGAGGUCACUAGGGUCGACGCUGCUAAUUGUUUUCUUCUGCCUUGUCAUAUUCUACCUGGUGUUAGGAAUAUGCACCAAGAAAUUCUUGAUGGGAGCCACUGGUAUUGAAGUCAUACCCAACUUGGCGUUCUGGUCCGAUCUACCUAAUUUAGUGAAGGACGGCUGGGCGUUCGCGAUCAACGGCUUCAAGCUGCCAGCUCGGUCCAAUCAGAUGAGUUCCCCGGACCCCAACAGCUACGACAGCAUAUAACGACAACCAGAGGCGGCCAUCUCUGAGGGGCAGUUAGUCUUGCUCGAAUAACGGUCGCGACGUCAUAUUGUAUAACCCGACGGAAUCGCAAUGCCGAAUCAAUUGUACAAUUGAAAAAAAAAAAAAGUGAUGUUCCACAUGAAAAGGUAUUUAUAGGCGGUCGCUUACGACGUAUGCGCAUUUGUAAUAAAAAUUUGCAAGUGAAACGUUUUAAGCGACUUUACUCCAUUAGGUACCUUUUCUCGUGAAACGUCACAGAUUAUGAAAAAUUUACUGCGAAAAAUCUAUUGAGUUGUUACAUAUUGAAAAAACAUCACCUUUCGCUUUCGCUGUUACGCUAUAUGACGAUAGGUGACGUCACAAUGUCCUACCUACAAAUCGCCUAAUUUGUAUAAUUAGGGAUUUAUACAUUUUAUAUCUUUAUAUUAAUCAAGUUAUUCGAAAACUAAUUGUGCCGUCAUAUUUCUCGACAGAAUGUGUUCCAACAGAUAUAAAAAAGAAAAAAUUGUUAACAUCUCAUUUCAAUACAAAUGUCAUUUGGUUUGACGAUAUUCUGACGGGUUACACUAUAUUGUCCCGCUCUGUAUCUUAAUUGAUCUGUGCUCGUUUUUAGAGAAAUGGCGGGGGGAAAAUGUACUAUUGCAGUGUUUCUUCUUUUUCGCUUGUAUCAAAUAAUGAUUAAAUACAGUAUCACGUCUUAUCUCACGGGAUGGAGAGAGCCGUGGGUUGCGAAAUUCGAAUUGGGUUAUUGGUGGUCAUUACCAUUACCAGGUUAAUGAUACCUUGCAUAUAGUUAAGAAUGCCUUGCAUAUAAUAGAAUAAUCUCUUUUGUCCUAUAUUAGGGUCUUGACAGGGUUUGAUGUAGGGGUGGGUCGUCGACGCGUUUUUCGUGAACGAGACUAGACCGUCUAUUAGUCGUUCAUGGACUAAGAGAUUAACUAGUUAAAUUUGUCGACUAGUCGACGUCACGUUUUCGUUCAGUUGACGUUCAAAUUGAACGGUUCGUUGAGUUCUAUGAAUUAAUCAAAACUGGACUGUUUAUCCACGCUACUAAAGUUCAAAGUCGCUUGAAGUUAAUUCGUUCAUCGUUCGUCGCGAAGUGAAUGUCGAGUCGUCUAUAAAAGGUUAUUUAUUCAAACGAACUCUAUGUUUUAGGGAACAAAGUUCACAUUUGUUUGAUUAAACAAUUAGGCUAUUGGACUACAUUAACCGACAGAUUGAAACGAAGUGACCGCCAUCCAAACAACAACAACAGCCGUCUAAUAAUUUAACUAGUCGACGCAUGGACGGUGGACCGUCGAAUAUUCGAUGCCUUGUUAACCGUCUAUUGGACUAGUCCGUCCAUUCGACGCUCAUCCCUAGUUAGGUGCAAACAAUUGAUAAAUGAUGCGUCAUAUUCCUUUGGAUUUGACAAAAAACUAAAAAGGUCAUUUUACUACUAUUUGUCCUAAAUGAAAUGCUUAACUUUCAUAUCAACCAAUGACAGAUGAAGUAAACAGACUGAAAAAGAGAAUAAACACGGACCGAUUGUACAUUUUUCCGGCGUUAUUAAAAAACUGUAUACCUACAUAUUUAUACUAUAACGUAUUUUUUAGAAUUUAAUUUGUUACUUAGGCUAGGCUGCUUCAAGAACAGUUUGGCUAAUCGAAUUCAUAGAAUCCUGAAUCCAGUGUAAAUUUAAGGGUAUGUCUACAUCGCUACACUUCCUCAUUGUUGUCUUGGCUAAACAGAUUUGCAUCUAUUUUUUUUUUUUGCCAAAGAAGUGAGCUAAAUACCAACACGCUUAGUUUUCUUAAAGGCAAAAACUUUAGUUGCGUAAAAUAUAGAAUUUGCACAUAUUGCAAUGAUAGAUAAUCCUUAUCCUUACUAUUAUAAAUCUGAAAGUAAGUUUGUUUGUUACCUCAUCACGCUCUAUUUACUCAACCAAUCUUCUUGAAUUUUUGCAUACAUAUAGUUUGAAGUAUGGAGAAGGAGAUAGGGCAUCUUUAAUCCCGGAAAAAUAACUGUUCCUAUGGGAAACUUAAGCGGGCGAAGCCGCGGACAAAAGUUAGUUUAAAAUCAAAUAAAUAUUUGGUGUUGUUUUUUAGGUUAAGAUCUCACGGCCACAUAGCCAAUUUUUUGUUAUUAUGUCAUUGUCACCUCAUUUUGUUAAGAUGUUGUUUUUAUUAUAGUUUCGAAUAUAUUUUUAGAACUAUCUAA